Messenger RNA from Dipodomys spectabilis (banner-tailed kangaroo rat), 1160 nucleotides. It is a transcript of the gene Arpc5l, whose product is annotated as actin related protein 2/3 complex subunit 5 like. The record is from RefSeq and is a predicted model, not a curated record. Gene Ontology annotation, biological process: Arp2/3 complex-mediated actin nucleation; regulation of actin filament polymerization; cell migration. Gene Ontology annotation, cellular component: cytoplasm; actin cytoskeleton; Arp2/3 protein complex. NCBI's taxonomy places the organism in Eukaryota, Metazoa, Chordata, Mammalia, Rodentia, Heteromyidae. The transcript has 6 exons. Gene Ontology annotation, molecular function: actin filament binding. Bases 115 to 609 code for a protein of 164 amino acids.
CGCGGAGGAGGUGCCGGGUCGCCGCUUCCCGCCCCCGAGCCGGAGCCGGAGCCGGAGCCGGGGCCGGUGCUGAACCGAACGGAGCGGAGGUCGAGCGGGCGCCGAGCUCCCGCCAUGGCCCGGAACACGCUGUCCUCGCGCUUCCGCCGAGUGGACAUCGAUGAGUUUGACGAGAACAAAUUCGUGGACGAGCAGGAGGAGGCGGCGGCGGCGGCGGCGGGCGAGCCGGGCCCGGACCCCGGCGAGGUGGACGGACUCCUGCGGCAAGGGGACAUGCUUCGGGCAUUCCAUGCAGCCUUGAGGAACUCUCCAGUCAACACCAAGAAUCAAGCUGUGAAGGAACGAGCCCAAGGCGUGGUGCUGAAAGUGCUCACUAACUUUAAGAGCAGCGAAAUCGAGCAGGCUGUGCAGUCACUGGACAGAAAUGGGGUUGACUUGUUAAUGAAGUACAUUUAUAAAGGGUUCGAGAAGCCCACAGAAAAUAGCAGUGCAGUGUUACUCCAGUGGCAUGAAAAGGCUCACGCUGACAAGUUGGAAGCAUUUAUCUUGUCUCAGGGAAACGGGCUGUGCUGUGUGCUUGGAAGACAGUGGCCACAAGCCAGGCCUUAGCUGUAGGAGGCCUAGGCUCCAUUAUAAGAGUUCUUACAGCAAGAAAGACUGUUUAACAAAAAGACUCAUGUUACCUUGAGAAGAAUUUUGGAUGCCCAGGCUGGUGAAGAAGGGAUUGACAAUGAACUUAUCUUCCUAGGAACUCCCAACUAAAUAUUUCAGGACACAUAUCUGCGGAAAUGUAUUUUAUUUUCAAGGUGGAGGGAAAAGUUGUCUUAUUGUUUCCUAAAUCCUUGCAGGAUCUGAGUCUGCUUUUGUCCACAAAGUAAUGCAGAAGUGCUGUGGGACUGUCUGCAAUGACUGGCCAGCGUCGGUCAGGUGUGCCUGUGUGCACUGCCUGUUUAACAUGGGGAGGGGUGAUUUGGGCAGGUGCAGAUCCAAGGGCUGUGGUGGUGAAAGGAAGCCUGUUGUUUUGUUUUGGUUUUUUUUUUUUUUGAAGUGGAAAAACCCUGAGAGUUGUACAGACAUUCUGUCUUUGCAGAGAAGGUUUCUCUCGGGCUCAUUGUAAAGUGCCUGCUGCAUCAAUAAAGCUCUUGGCUCAUUAGUAUGUA